AUGGCCAGCUUCUUCAACUCGCCUCCGCCGCAGCAGCAGCAGCCACAAUAUGGCAAUCCAAACAACCUUCAAUUCUACCAAAGCUCCUACGCCGAUGUAGGACGAGCUCCUGGCCAAGCAUCACCACCGCAGCAGCAACCGACCGGUUAUGGAUUCGGUGGGAUGGGCGCCAUGGGUCAGAUGGGGUCCAUGGGGUCCAUGGUGAGUGGCGGGUACGGGGGCAGCAGUGGAGGCGGGGCAUCGAGAGAGGGAGGCUUAGCACCUGGCUGGUUGGCCGCGUUUGGUACCGGAGGCUACGAGGACGAGCCUCCGCUACUGGAAGAGCUAGGUGUCAAUUUUGGACACAUCAAGAUGAAAACCUUGGCUGUGUUGAACCCUAUGUCAAAUGUCGAUCAGCAUAUGAUGGACGACAGUGAUGUCGCUGGGCCAAUUCUGUUUUGUCUGCUCUUUGGAGCUUUCCUGUUGCUUUCCGGCAAGGUGCAUUUCGGCUAUAUUUACGGUGUCGCUCUGCUUGGCUCCAUCUCACUACACCUUAUUCUUAACCUUAUGUCACCGCCAUCACACUCGCUAAACUACAUCCGGUCUGCCUCCGUGUUGGGAUAUUGUCUACUGCCACUCGUAUUCACCUCAUUCAUUGGGGUACUGUACCCGAUGAACGGGCCGAUUGGAUAUUUCCACACCGCACUCACAAUCUCGUGGUGUACGUACUCGGCGAGUAACGUGUUUGUAAGCGUGUUGAGGGUCAAGGACAUGAGGCUACUCGUGGCAUACCCUCUGGGGCUUUUCUAUAGCGUGUUUGGCAUCAUGGCCAUUUUUGGAGGCAAGGCAGUGGCUAUCGGUGAUGGCUUAUAA
Morchella importuna is the source of this 852-nucleotide messenger RNA. RefSeq lists its product as uncharacterized. The coding region runs from base 1 to 852 and encodes 283 amino acids. Gene Ontology annotation, biological process: endoplasmic reticulum to Golgi vesicle-mediated transport; vesicle fusion with Golgi apparatus. Lineage: Eukaryota; Fungi; Ascomycota; Pezizomycetes; Pezizales; Morchellaceae. Gene Ontology annotation, cellular component: trans-Golgi network; membrane. The transcript is spliced from 3 exons. The record is from RefSeq and is a predicted model, not a curated record.